GUUCCCCGGACCCUGGGCCUCGGCCGGUCCCCGCUGUCACUCCGCCGGGUCGGCGUCGGAGAGUCCCAGCCCGAGGGGCGCGCGGCGGCGGCCGCCCGGGCCGCGAUGGCCGAGCUGCUGCGGACGCCGGCGGGAAAACCUCCCUGCCGCUCGCUUCGACCUCUGGCCUUCCUCCUGGUCACCUUCCUCCUGGUCUUUGGCAUGGUGGUGGUGAACCUGAGAAUCCCGAUGCCGGGGACCAGCCCGGAAGGAGAAGGCGAGGCUGCUAGAGCACCGGCCGGGAUGCAAGUUGUGAAACUACCGAGGAUGCUGUACCCGCAGCCCAGGGUGCUGACGCCCUCGAGGAACGACGUCCUCGUCCUGACCCCGUGGCUGGCGCCCGUCAUCUGGGAGGGCACCUUCAACAUCGCCCUCCUGAACGAGCAGUUCCGGCUGCAGAACCUCACGGUGGGGCUCACCGUGUUCGCCAUCAAGAAGUACGUGGCCUUCCUGAAGCUGUUCCUGGAGACGGCCGAGCAGCACUUCAUGGUGGGCCACAGGGUCACCUACUACGUCUUCACCGACCGGCCGGCCGCUGUGCCCCGCGUGGCGCUGGCCGAGGGCCGCCGCCUGGAGGUGCUCCGGGUCCCGGCCGCCGCGCGCUGGCAGGACGUGUCCAUGCGCCGCAUGCAGAUGCUCAGCGACUUCUGUGAGCGGCGCUUCCGGCGGGAGGUGGCCUUCCUGGUGUGCACCGACGUGGACAUGCGCUUCAGCGACCACGUGGGCGUGGAGAUCCUGUCCCCGCUCUUCGGCGCCCUGCACCCCGGCUUCUACGGGGCGGCCCGCCAGGCCUUCACCUACGAGCGCCGGCCGCAGUCCCGGGCCUUCAUCCCCUUGGACCAGGGCGACUUUUACUACCUGGGGGGCCUCUUCGGCGGGUCGGUGUCCGAGGUUCACCGGCUCACCACGGCCUGUCACCGGGCCAUGACGGCCGACCGCGCCAACGGCAUCGAGGCCGUCUGGCAGGACGAGAGCCACCUGAACCGCUACCUGCUGGACCACAAGCCCACCAAGGUGCUGUCCCCGGAGUACCUGUGGGACGAGCAGCUGCUGGGCCGGCCGGCCGUCCUGAGGAAGCUGAGGUUCGUGGCCGUGCCCAAGGACCACCAGCAGAUCCGCAACUGAGGGCGGGAAGGGCUGGGGCCACGCUCCCUCUGGCCCCAGGUUGGAGCCUUGAUGGCCCCUGCGCUUCCCUCUUCUGUCCUUGGGGGGAGACUGUGGAUGCCUGGCAC
Messenger RNA from Pipistrellus kuhlii (Kuhl's pipistrelle), 1271 nucleotides. RefSeq names its product ABO, alpha 1-3-N-acetylgalactosaminyltransferase and alpha 1-3-galactosyltransferase (gene ABO). Gene Ontology annotation, molecular function: glycoprotein-fucosylgalactoside alpha-N-acetylgalactosaminyltransferase activity. NCBI's taxonomy places the organism in Eukaryota, Metazoa, Chordata, Mammalia, Chiroptera, Vespertilionidae. Gene Ontology annotation, biological process: carbohydrate metabolic process. The transcript has 7 exons. The record is from RefSeq and is a predicted model, not a curated record. Gene Ontology annotation, cellular component: Golgi apparatus; membrane; vesicle. Bases 106 to 1164 code for a protein of 352 amino acids.